AUCUUUUUUUUUUUGUCAUCAGAGCUGUGAAGUAUGGAGGAAAUCAAGAAUGCAGUUCAGAGUAUUCUUCCCAAUCUUCUUCCACAAGUACUGGAGGAAGCGUGUGAACACCUUAUAGGUUUAGGUGUUGAAACAGAAGAUGACCUAAAGUAUGUUAAGUCAUCUGAUCUUCCGAUGCUGAAGGACAUUCAAGUGCGGAAACUUAUUCAUAACUGGCAACAAGGGUCCACACCAUCUCAGACAUCACAAGAGACUGCUUUAUCAGACACAUCUAUAAUAUCUGAAUCGGUUUCACCACCUUCAACCUCAGAGGAAGAAAGAGAAAUAGCAGCAAAUUUACGGCCUGGUGUAAAUCCUGUUUGGGCAGAUGAAUUUGAAAUACCAUGGUCAAAAUUUUCAAAGAAAAAUCUAAUGACAUGUUUACAAAAGAGGUUAAGACCUAAACCAUCAGCAAGAAGAGAGAUGGUGAGAAUUCUAGUUGAUGAAAUAAGUAAGAUCUCUCAGAAGCCAGGUAAAAGGUCACUAGCAACAAUUGCACAAAAGAUUGUGAAGACAUAUCCUCAGUCUUUCCUAGAUGAGAUUGAAGGCACUCGUGUUGGUACUGGAUAUGAUUCCCUUCUGAAACAAUUGCAGUCACGGUUUGACAACAUAAAUAGAAAAUCUGACAGUAACUCAUUCAAAAGGAAAGGUAGAAACUCCCUUGUAAUGGAGGAGGAAGAUGCUGUGAGAGCUGGUCCAGUCACCAAAAUAUACUUGCAUGAUAAGUAUGGAUGCAUUAAUUAUAUGCCGAGUGAUUACCCAGAGGGGGAAUCAGAAACAACACAAGAAGAUAAGCAAAGCUUAUUAAAACAGAAAUACAAAGAAAAACUUCAUGAUGAAGUGGAAUAUCUGAUGAAGGAUACCUACUUUUCUCAAAGGCAAGACAUCAUACAAAGGAAAAUGGAUGUUCUUCAUUUAAAAAUAGAAUGGCCUUAUUUAUUUGAGGCAGCAGGAAUGUUCGUUCAUUUUAUGGAACUCACUGGCAUUAACAUAAGUGAAAAAGUAGAGUCUGCCAUUGCUAGUAAGGGAGCACGAAUUCUAAAAUGGAUAGAAGAAGAACCAAACAUGAAUAUAAGGAGAAUUCAACAGGAACUUGUGGAGGCUAAAUGCUCUGUUGAUAAUGGCAAUGCAGAGGUAGCAGCUAUGAUCUGUGCUGCUAUGUCUUACCUAAAUGAAAAAGAAGACUCUCUGUAUGUAUGUGUAAAGCCAACUGCAGCUAGACCUGAAUUGGAAAAGGACCUUCCCAAGACACCAUGUUUAAUAGGCUUUGGGGCAUCAAGGUUGACGGCAACCAGAUAUAUGUUGUCAAUUGAUGGUGUUGUUGUCACUGACCAUAUCGCAACAUUUACUACUGGGCUGGCUAUGCUGCUGGCCUCCUACUACAACUUCAAUAUAAUGUACCCUGUUGAUUCUGCAUCGACACUGGAGUUCAUUCAAAGAUGCUUUGUUGGCAUCAAUCCAGAGCGGGGCAGCAAGAUUGAAGUAAAGAAGCACUGCAAGAGACGCACCCAAGUCCAUCCCAGAGUUCUGUCCCUGAUUAAUGCUAUUGCUGAUGUAGAGUGGAGGUGCUAAAUCCACAAGGUGCUGUCAGCCAGUGGAGGGGAAGGAACUGGAAGGUGAUAGAAACUGAGCGCUACUCGACUGUAUCAAAGUACUCUCCAUGCCUGAUGAUGCACAGUGUAAUGAAAUGUCUACAAGUAAGGUUUUUUUUCUG
Molecule: messenger RNA, 1753 nt
Organism: Eriocheir sinensis (Chinese mitten crab)
Lineage: Eukaryota; Metazoa; Arthropoda; Malacostraca; Decapoda; Varunidae
Exons: 6
Coding region: 34-1611 (525 amino acids)
Source: RefSeq, a predicted model, not a curated record